UGGGUAGUAUAUGGGGCUUUGGUGACAAAACGGAUUGCACUGUGAUAGACUGCAUCCAAUUUGUUGAGUAGGGUAUUGGAGGCUAUUUUGUAAAUGAUCGCCAAAGUCGAGGAUUGGUAGGAUGGUCAGUUUUACAAGGGUGUUUGGCAGCAUGAGUGAAGGAUGCUUUGUUGCGAAAUAGGAAGCCAAUUCUAGAUUUAACUUUGGAUUGGAGAUGUUUGAUAUGGGUCUGGAAGGAGAGUUUACAGUCUAACCAGACAACUAAGUAUUUGUAGUUGUCCACGUAUUCUAAGUCAGAGCCGUCCAGAGUAGUGAUGUUGGACAGGCGGGCAGGUGCGGGUAGCGAUCGGUUGAAGAGCAUGCAUUUAGUUUUACUUUUAUUUAAGAGCAAUUGGAGGCCACGGAAGGAGAGUUGUAUGGCAUUGAAGCUUGAAAUAAGUAUGACACCAAUGCAAUUCUAAAGUCUAGUGCAUCCAGUAUGAUUUCAACAGAUUUUUGUCAAAUUAACAAAUUAUUGUCUUUUGUUGAAUUUAUAUAAGAACAUUCCAACCUCGUUUGCAUGAUCUAUUCCAUCAUGGAAUGAUUCCACUAUUUGUAUUAUUUGCAUGACUUUCAUUGACUUUUAUUUUGAAGACAAACCGUAAAUUCCACGAUUGUGGCUAAUCCUUAUUGUAGCUAGCUUCACAUAGAUGGGUCUGACCACCAUUAAUCAAAUAAUAAUAUUUUAGACGAUGACACUUAGCUAGAUAGUUCGCUAGCUAACUAUAGCUACCGAAACAGAUUAUGUCGUUUUGCUAUGUUUUUGAGGAAGAACUUUGUUUGCCUCCAUCAGCUAGCUAGCUAGCUUUAUUACCACCAGCACUUUACCAGCGUCAUUAUUAUGUGAUGUAGUGAAAUUCGGGUCCUGAUUGGUCCCAAUAAGGGUUAGCCACAAUAGUGGAAUUUUGCGGUUUGUCUUCAUAAUACAAUCUCUCAAACAGCGUUCUCUAAUGAACCCUCUAUGCACCUUUAAGACCGCUCUUUCAAAGUCACCGAGAUCUCUUCUUGCCAUGGUAGCCAAAAUAGUGGGCAACUGGGCAUUUUUAUACAAUUUCCCAUUACCAGGGUUUUGUUAAGAAGGGAUACAGCUUUUGUCGAAAUGUACUUUUCAUACCAGGUUUAGGAGAAUCUAUGCAGUAGGUUAGGAGAAUUGGGUUAAGGUUAGCGAAAAUGCAAAAACCAACUUUUGACAACAACUGUAUCCAUCUAGACAUGAUGACCAUUUAUGUACGUACAUUUAUCCAAUAAGAGAUUACCAAAGGCGGAAGUGGCCAACAAGCGCGCUAUAUUUAUCUGCUUCUUUAUUGGACAACCCACUGAUGACGUAACCCCGCUAAACUCGAACAUCAACAAAACCUCCGCUGCAUAUUUUAGCACCUUGACCAGAGAUUCAACCAGGCAUGGUAAUUGAACUAACUGUAUUCUGCUGGUUUCUUUUGAAAGACUACAUUUAACAGAUGACUUCUCUGUAGUGCGAAAUGGAUUAUCAACGGCAUAUCACCUCACGUCCUUUGAGAAUUCUUUGCCUUUUUAAUCUGGUAUCCUCUGUAUUGUUGUCCAGCUGUCCUCAAAUCUGUGACCCAGGCUUCAUUAUUGACAAGUGUAAGUGUGUCCCUUGUCCCGAUGGCUACUACUGGUACAUGCAGAACGGCCUUCCGAAGUGUGACCACUGCAGCGAAGCCUGCUCAGUGGAUCAGCACUUGACACAGGUGAAGGAAUGCGGUCGGGACUCAAACCGCGAGUGCCACUGUGACAGUGGCUUUUUUUGUGACAACGCUGCCCAGUAUACCUGCAGGAGGUGUAAACCGUGCUCGCCCGGAACCUUCUCUAACAAACCAAACCUAACCAUGUCCUGCAAACCCCACACAGAUUGUGGCCAUAAGGGAAUGACUAUGGUGACAGAGGGCACUGCCACUCAGGAUCGUGUAUGUGCCCAGACCUCCCCUAACUCUCCUACAACCACUGCGCCUCCAACUGUCCACAGCUCAGAGAUAGGCUUUCAUUCUUCUACCUCCAGUGGAGUCAGCACCACCCGAAAACCCCUCAUCAUAGCAUCCCCAUCUGGCCUGGUGGGGUCUAAAUCUCCUGAUGCCUUUCCCAUAGCCACAAUUGACACAUCUGCAGACCCUUCACCAGCCUUACUCACCAGGCCUUCUUUGUCCCAAGCCCAAAGCGAGCCCUCUACCUCCCUCCCAACUAGGAAACAAGUCACUGAACACAGCUCCUUUGACCCCAACACAAUGCUCACCACCAGGAUAAACCCCAGCAAGGUGGACAGUAGCACCCCACCUGCAGAGUCUGCCUCUGCACCUCUUACCACAGAUGACAAUGACUCACCUCAUCUCACAUCAACAGAUACUAGACCGAGCCCAUCCACUCUCCCUUGGCUGCUGCUGAUAGGUGGGCUACUAGGGGUUGUCGUGCUGCUGGUUGUUUACUUUGUCCGUUGUAAGGAGAGGUCACUGAAGUCCCUAGACAAGUGGAAAGGUCCAGUAUUUGGUAUAAAUAUGGCUUCCUAUAUACAGGCCCAGCCACCACAGGAGAGUUGCCCAUACCCGGAGGCCCAGCAUCUUCUGGGGAGUGAGACUGGGGGAAAUCCUAGACAGGAUGGUGCAGGGUUGCUACCUCCAGGGGUCAUGAAGCAGGUCACAGUGGACCACUCUGGUGGAGAGAACAUUAGCAACACAGUGGGGUCUAUUUACAUCUACUCUCCGGGGACGGUUGUCCUGGGAUACAACAAGUCAGAGAGGAAGGUGGAUCAAGUCGAGAGUGGGGUAGAGGGCUGUCCCCUCACCAGAACACCCCAGCAGGAGUCCUCCUGCCCCCUCCCUGAGGACCCUGCUCUGGGGCCAGAGAGAAUGAGUACACAGGAGGAGACCUGCAAAGAGCUGAGAUACCCCAUCCCGGCCACCAGCAACUGAGAACUAGAACAAAAUGGAAAUUAAGGAUUAACUAUGGAAAAAGCCUAGGGAGGAGCAACUUCAUUCAAUAUCAUCUAUCAUCUCUAGGGGAAGAAUGCAGGCAGAUUAUUAUUUGCUACUGUAAAGACUGUUAGACUGGAUGGCUUCCUUCUGUACAAGGAUUGCCAAAGCCACUGGGGUCCCUCAUGGGUCUUCUAUUAUGAAAGAGUGACAGUUUGUUCCAACUGUAUGUAAUAGUCUUAGCACGGUUUCAAAUUCACUGUAAGUCACUGUUGUGACAGCAUUGCUGGGACAGUUUGUGAGAGCAAUGCAUGGUCUGUUUGAUAUGGGGUGUCAACACUGUGAGUCGGAGUUUCCCAUCAUAGGGUACAUGUACACAAUGGCGCCAGAUAGUGUGAGAGUCUACGUGUAUCAACCACAGAAACAGUGAAGACAAGAAAUUAAUAUGAGGUGGGAAGUAACCUAUAUAACAAGUUGGGUUUGGCGUGUGAAGAGCUUACAAUUUCCAUUGUAAAGUAAUACAGGGACUGUCUGGACAAUUUAAACUCAAACAUAGCCAUGUUCACUGGUUAUAACUUUUGUUCUGUGAAUUUAUGAUCAAGACAUUGCUAUGUACAGUAGCCUACAGAACGAAGACAGAAGAAAGAUGAUUUUAUAACAGACAAUAGCAAUCUGUUCCAGUCUAUUCCUUGACAUAAAUGUACACAAAUGAACAAACGAUGUCAAGUCAUCUCUUUAUGGUGAAACCACUUAUGUAGUUGACUAUGACUAUGUGCAGCCAAUCACUGUCUUUUAAUCAUGCAGAACAAUUGUAAUAUUUAGUCUGUUUGACAAACGCAUGUGACGUAGGCUAUGCCAUAGCAUGAGCGGUUUGAUUACCCCAAUUUUCUUUUAUCCUUCUGAAAUUGUAGAACUUUUUCAAGCAAGUAUUUACUGACAAAACACACCAUUUACGAUGAGGAAUGAAAAAUGGUAUCUCUUUUUGUAUAGUAGUGGUGCUGAAAAUGGUGACUCAACAUUUUGUGGUUAACAUACCAAAUUUGGCACAGAUGUAGAUGCCCAGUGCCUUCGAAAAGUAUUCAGGCCCCUUGACUUUUUUUCCACUUUUUGUAACGUUACAGCCUCACUCUAAAACAUGAUAUAAAAAAAUCCUCAGCACUCUACACACAAUACCCCAUAAUGACAAAGCGAAAACAGGUUUUUAGAAAUUUCUGCAAAUGUAGGGGUUAUUCGGCUGUCCGCAUAGGAUAACCCUUUUUGGUUCCAUGUAGAACCCUUUACCCCCGACAUGGGACCCAAAAGGGUUCUACCUGGAACCAAAAAGUGUUUUACCUGGAUCCAAAAAGGGUUCUUCAAAGGGUUCUCCUAUGGGGACAGCCGAAGAACCUUUUUAGAUUCUAGAUGGCACCUUUUUUUCCCCCGAAUAGGGUAGUCCAUAGCGUUCUAAAGUUCGAGCUAAAAGUCUGAUGGCACCAGUUGCCAUAUCGCCUAUAACUCAAUCGCAAAUUUCUCAGCCUCUGAGUAUCACAGAAACACAAGACUCUGAAUGAAAAA
Messenger RNA from Oncorhynchus masou masou (cherry salmon), 4514 nucleotides. Its product is annotated as tumor necrosis factor receptor superfamily member 21. The record is from RefSeq and is a predicted model, not a curated record. Bases 1518 to 2960 code for a protein of 480 amino acids. The transcript is spliced from 10 exons. NCBI's taxonomy places the organism in Eukaryota, Metazoa, Chordata, Actinopteri, Salmoniformes, Salmonidae. Gene Ontology annotation, molecular function: antigen binding; protein binding. Gene Ontology annotation, cellular component: CD40 receptor complex; external side of plasma membrane. Gene Ontology annotation, biological process: immune response-regulating cell surface receptor signaling pathway; CD40 signaling pathway; TRIF-dependent toll-like receptor signaling pathway.